Messenger RNA from Oppiella nova, 956 nucleotides. NCBI's taxonomy places the organism in Eukaryota, Metazoa, Arthropoda, Arachnida, Sarcoptiformes, Oppiidae. The record is from the annotation of a GenBank genome assembly.
GAGCCGUGCGGAAAAUUCCAACCGACGAUAUAAAUAAUAUGCCAUCGCAUACACUGGUGGACAACGUGUACCUAUUCGGAGUAUUGACAGCAUUUGUGUCCGUAAUAUUGAUGUCCAUAUCAAUGAUAAUCAUUAGAAAAGUUAAAGACACAAAUUAUGCAAUUCUCACAUUUUACUUCUCAUGGGUUGCCUUCUUGGAAACUGGUUUACUAACGGCGCUACUCAACGACUACACUCUUCCCACCACUUCCACCGAAUGGCUGUCGAUGGCAGGGAUGGCUAUAUUCGCGGCCAUCAGUCGAUUCUGUCUGAUAAUAGCCCUCCAGAAAGAGGACGCCCUUCCGAUAGGUAUGAAUCCAUUGCUGGUUUCGUCAAACACCGGUCCGUACGUCGAGUACAACGGAGCCGCGGCUAUAGUAGCGUAUGGGCAGUGUCUCCGACACGUGCAGCUCACACACCGUCACAUCUGUGACCCCGAAAUCGAUGGUAACAUUCAUCAACUCUUCGGACCGAAUGGCCGCGAAGUCCUCCAACUUCUGGACAUUACUCUGGUCUCGGAGUUCGCAAACAAAUGUGUAUUUAAAGAGUUUUUCGUUGACUUCCACCGGCUCGGGGGUCCCCUCAGGCUUACAUACCCUUGCCUGGUUCAUGUUCGCCGUGUUUACUACUAUCUCCACGUGAUAUACCUGUCCGAUGGCCCACUUGAAUACGAGCCGCCACUCGAGGGACGUUACGUUGGCUUUGACUUUGGAGUGAAUGCAUUCUCCGGACUAAAAAUACUGAACCGCAUUGAGGUGCCCAACAGCGGUCGCACCUUCGCGUGCACCGGCAUAGCCGGGAAACUACAGUCACACUCAACCCAUAUAACGACACUAACACUGACUACUAGUGCUCCACAUACUGUCCAGAGAUCAGGGCGUCCUCUUUCUGGAGGGCUAUUAUCAGACAGAAUCGAC